AUGGCUGUUGGCGUUGAGACAACCCGUGAUUCCGAAUGCAUCCCAAGCUGGAGCUUGGAGGGGAAGGUCGCCCUUGUCACUGGCUCUGGCCGUGGUAUUGGGCGUGAGAUGGCCAUAGAGCUCGCGCGUCGUGGAGCAAAGGUUGUCGUCAACUAUGCUAACAGCGCCGAAUCGGCUGAAAAGGUUGUUAAUGAGAUCAGAGACCUGGGGUCCGAUGCCUUGGCCGUCAGGGCUAACGUCGCCAACGUAUCUGAGACCAUCGCCAUGAUGGACCAAGCCGUCGCCCACUUCGGCAAGCUCAACAUUGUCUGCUCCAACUCUGGGGUUGUCUCCUUCGGCCACCUGAAGGAUGUCACCGAGGAGGAGUAUGAUCGUGUCAUGGCCACCAAUACCCGUGGCCAAUUCUUCGUCGCUCGUGAAGCCUACAAGCACCUUGAGGUCGGCGGCCGCAUUAUCAUGAUGGGAUCUAUCACCGGCCAGGCCAAGGGGGUUCCUAGGCAUGCGCUUUACUCCGGCUCUAAGGGCACCAUCGAGACUUUUGUUCGCUGCAUGGCCAUCGACUGUGGUGACAAGAAAAUCACUGUCAACUGCGUUGCCCCAGGGGGCAUCAAGUCUGACAUGUACCACGCUGUCUGCCGCGAGUAUAUUCCCGGAGGCGACAAGCUCAACAACGACGAAGUUGACGAGUAUGCUGCUACCUGGUCCCCAGUAAACCGUGUUGGCCAGCCCUACGACGUUGCUCGAGUCGUCGCGUUUUUGGCGUCUGAGGACGGUGCCUGGAUCAACGGCAAGGUCCUCGGCAUUGACGGUGGUGCCUGCAUGUGA
This is a messenger RNA of Eremomyces bilateralis CBS 781.70, 825 nucleotides long. Its product is annotated as 1,3,8-naphthalenetriol reductase-like protein. The coding region runs from base 1 to 825 and encodes 274 amino acids. NCBI's taxonomy places the organism in Eukaryota, Fungi, Ascomycota, Dothideomycetes, Eremomycetales, Eremomycetaceae. The record is from RefSeq and is a predicted model, not a curated record. The transcript has 3 exons.